This is a messenger RNA of Ambispora gerdemannii, 1842 nucleotides long. Lineage: Eukaryota; Fungi; Glomeromycota; Glomeromycetes; Archaeosporales; Ambisporaceae. The record is from the annotation of a GenBank genome assembly.
AUGUCUUCACUAGUGCUACCAAAUCAAGAGCAUAGACCACCUCCGUCCCUAACACAUUUGGAGGUAGAAGACGAGGAGCUUGUUUGGAUGAACGAAGAUAAUACUAUCAUAAGUGGUACAGAUGAUUUAGGCGUUUAUAACGAACUUGAAGCAAGAGAGCUGGACGACACAAAUGAUUUUUUUGCUGCUGCGGAAACUAGUGCUGAAGUAAAUCAGGCUAACGCUCUUCAAUAUAAUGAUAAUCACAACAUGAAAAGUGAAGAUGGUUUAUUAUCAGCACAGCGAAAAGAAAAUCAUAAUGAGGCAGACGAAGAACAGGAGGAUCAGCCUGCCGAUAAUGACUUGAAUCAAGAAAAUUCAACUACAAUACCUUCCGAAUAUGCUGGAGAUUUAAGUAAAGAUGAUAUUGCAGAAAACGGUGCUCCGAUUGCUACUACUACUUCAAUUACAAUUCCUACUAUUAUAGAACCGAUUACUAAUAAUAAUCAUGUUCAAAAUACAGAAAUUGUUACAAUUGAAAAUGGCGAAAUCGAAAAUGGUUCCGUGGAACUAACAACGAGAACAACAGGAGAAAAUAAUAUUACUAAUAAUUCUGCGUAUAACGUUGAUGAUGUUUACGGAAACGAAGAUUUCGAUAUGACUUCAGAAAGCGAAAUGCCCUUACCAGAUACUCAAGAACCCGAUAACGACAAUGACCAAGAUCAAAAUCAAGGUUUUGGUCUCGGUUUUGCACGUUGUAUUCUUGAAUAUGCUGGCACUAAGAACAAAAUCGCUGUUCGUACUCAAGAGAAAUUGAUCGAUUUUAUAAUGACUUUAAAGAACGACUUAGUCCCGCAAGAAGCCCAUUUUCAGGAAGCUGUUAUAACAUUUAGAGACCCAAACGAUACGGGUUUUCAAGUUUCGAUAUCUCAGGAAAAUUAUUAUGCACAACAGCAUUGUCUCCAUGAUAUUCUUAAUCUGCAUUACAAUUUCCAGAUGGCGAAAAAUAUACCUCCAAAUUAUCUUCACAUUCUUCUAACGCUCAGAGACGGUUUCUUUUCGCAACUACAGCGUAUUAAAUAUAGCAUCAUGGAAGUCACGAGAGCAAAUAGCGCAGGUAAUCUUCCAAAUAAUCCUAUUGUUCUCGAUGACAACGGUGACUCCGAUCCUGGAACUCUGCCCGAUGAAAAUGAAAACAACGAAGAAACUCUUGAUAACGGAGAAAUCAAUGAUAGCGAAGAUGAUAAUGUGUAUAAUGAUUCACCAUCGAUAAUCGAAGAUAAUGAAGAUGAGCAAUCACCUCUGAUCGAACCAGUAAAUAACGAAGAUGCGCAAUUACCUUUGACCGAACCAGAAGAGAGUGCAGGUAAUUUCAAUGUACCAUUACCACAUUUAGCUACUACUAAAAAUACUUGGACAAAGAAUGGAUUAUCGAAUAUUUACGACGAUGACGAUGAUCUCGCACCAUACUCGGAUAUUGAUGAAUCUGAACGAGAUCAAGAUCAGGGAGAAACGGAAGUUCCGUUGGAGGAAAUUAAUGAUGCAAAGUAUGAUGAUUCAAAUGUCGCCGCCUCACAUGUAGAAUCUGAUCAAGUAUACGAUGAAAUAUACAACGUUUCAACGCCUCCACUUGAGGAAGAAAUCGAUAAUCACGUGUAUUUCUCAUCAUCCACAGAAGAUGUAGAUGAUCUUCCUGACUUUGAAGAAUAUCCGGUCAAAGCUAGUAUCGGAAAAGAUGCCGAAGACUCGGCCAACAACCUAAUAACCGAAUCCACGACUAUUGAUCUAAAGCGAGGUUGUGAAUUCUUAUUUACUAAUGAAGAUACGGAAGAAAGUGGUGGUAAAAAGUCGCGAAUGAAUUGA